AUGGACAUAACGUGCCUAAUUAAUCGUGGGCCGUCGAGCUACGUGCUCACCGUGUCUGGCGACCACAAACUGGAAGACCUAAAGGAUGCAAUGGCAGCACACUCAUCGCUGCAGUUUGUUGAACACGACGCUAUCCUGCAGGUGCAUCACAAAACUUUCAACACAUUUGUAAAUGUGGAUGAGAACACCACACUAGAAGACAACUGCAUCAUUAGGGUUCUUGAUGUAUGCAUAAUUGCUGACGGAUCAUCAGAGGAAGCCGUAAGCCUGUACCCUGGCCAUCUGUAUGAUACAGCUGCGAGGGAGCUUGUUCAGCGCUAUCCUCAGCUAAGAGAUGGCUUUGGUGAUGGACAUAUGUCAUGGCAGACAGCAUUAAGGUACAAGGGAAAAAACACGCGCAAGAAAUUGCCUGCAGGCAUUAAAGAAGUGGACGAGCUGCGGGAAAAAGCAAAAAGGCGCAAAGCUUCAAGCACGUGCGAGGAAGACAGCAAUACUAAAACGGCCAAGGUCCACGCAAGAAAGUCUUCUUUCUGGAACGGUGCUUUCAAUGAAGGGGAAGACGAGAAGAGCACUGAAGCACAUAUUGAGAUAAUGAAGAAGGAGAUGCGCGUGGCCGGUGGGAAUGCAGACAAAAUCCGAGAGUCUAUGCAUCAGACUUUCCGCAAGCGUAGGAUUUUCAUAGAAAUGGAAAAGCCAGCCGUCACAGAUUUGCUCCAGAUAUACCCAGCAUUGAGUCUUGAAAGAGAGCUUCUGAACGAGUUCCAUCGGCUGACAGGUUUAAAUGCAAAGGAAAGAAUAAAUGCGUUUGUGGAAAAAUAUGGCCAGAGAAUCUUGGCACUGGCACCCAAGAAAAAACGCCCACUGGAAGAAGACCCGGACGACGCUUAUUACUAUACUGUAUCUGUGCUCAUGUCCCUGCCUCGUUUGGCCAAGGAAGACCCCAGUGCCAUAAUUGCACAGCUGGUAGGCACACACUUUCGUAGACGUCUAGCCUCACUUCAACUAUUUCUUCAUUCACGUCUAACUUAAUAU
Dermacentor albipictus is the source of this 1032-nucleotide messenger RNA. NCBI's taxonomy places the organism in Eukaryota, Metazoa, Arthropoda, Arachnida, Ixodida, Ixodidae. The record is from RefSeq and is a predicted model, not a curated record.